AUGGAAAAGGAAACCUCAUCAUCAGUCUUGGUCAAGGCCAAAUCUGAGACACUCGCUGAAGCACUUAAGUCUAGUUCACUCGAUUUCAGCAAUGGUGAAGGCAGCAGCCAUGGGAGCAAGCAGAAUGUGAUGGCAAGGACAUCAUCAUCGCCAAGCCACAGUAGCAGCGGCAAAAACAGAAGGAACGCACACAUAAGGAAGGCCAAGAGUGCAUUCCCUGCUCUUGACCUUAGCGGUCUCACUGGUGGUGCUGCUCUUAGCCGAGCCUCAAGUGCUUCCCUUGGCCUUUCCUUCUCUUUCACUGGCUUCACCCUGCCACAUGAAGAGAUCGUUUCUUCAGACAGAUCAUGCAGCAACGACGAAAAUCUGGAAGAUAUUGAAGCAGCAUCUAGUAGUGUGGUCAAGUUUCAAGCAGAACCAACCUUUCCGAUAUAUCUCAAGUUCAUAGAUAUCACAUACAAGGUGAUAAUAACAAAAGGAAUAGCAUCUUCAUCAGAAAAGAGCAUCUUGAAUGGGAUUAGUGGCUCAGCAUAUCCAGGGGAGCUUCUAGCUCUCAUGGGACCUUCUGGAAGUGGAAAAACUACACUUCUCAAUCUUCUUGGUGGCAGAUUUCAUCAGAAAAACAUCGGUGGCUUGGUUAGCUACAAUGAUAAGCCAUAUUCUAAGAACUUGAAAACCAGGAUUGGAUUUGUACAUCAAGAUGAUGUUCUGUUCCCUCACUUAACUGUAAAAGAGACACUAACCUACACAGCUCUUUUACGCCUCCCUAAAGUCCUCACAAAGCAGCAGAAGGAGCAAAGAGCUAUUAGUGUUAUACAGGAGCUUGGCUUGGAAAGGUGCCAAGACACAAUGAUUGGAGGGUCAUUUGUACGCGGUGUCUCAGGUGGUGAGAGGAAAAGAGUUUGUAUUGGAAACGAGAUCAUGACUAAUCCUUCGCUUCUUCUCCUUGAUGAACCUACCUCUAGUUUGGACUCUACUACUGCGCUAAAGAUUAUUCAGAUGCUACAAAGCAUAGCAAAGGCGGGGAAAACUGUCGUAACAACAAUCCACCAGCCAUCAAGUAGACUCUUUCACAGAUUUGACAAGCUGGUUGUUCUCAGCAGAGGAAGCUUGCUUUACUUUGGGAAAGCAUCAGAAGCAAUGUCAUAUUUCUCUUCCGUAGGAUGUUCUCCUCUACUCUCCAUGAACCCAGCAGAGUUCUUGCUAGACUUAGCUAAUGGAAACAUGAACGAUAUCUCCAUACCCUCAGCUCUUAAAGAGAAGGCGAAGAUGAGAAAUUCUUGCAGAGAGAAGCCAAGUGCUACGAUUGUAUAUGAGUAUCUUGAGGAAGCUUACAAGACACAGAUUGAAGUCUUGGAAAAGGAGAAACUUAUGGAUCCAGUUCCUCUUGAAGAAGAAGUUAAAGCGAUGAUAACUUGUCCCAAGCGAGAAUGGGGAUUAAGGUGGUGGGAACAGUAUUGCAUACUUUCCUUGAGAGGAUUCAAAGAAAGAAGGCAUGACUAUUUCAGCUGGUUGAGAGUCACUCAAGUUCUCUCCACUGCCAUCAUCUUAGGUUUACUCUGGUGGCAAUCAGACAUUCAACACCCCAAAGGCCUACAAGAUCAGGUAGGGCUACUCUUCUUCAUUGCUGUUUUCUGGGGAUUCUUUCCGGUAUUCACAGCGAUCUUCACGUUUCCACAAGAGAGAGCAAUGCUGAGCAAGGAACGAGAGUCAAAUAUGUAUAGACUAAGUGCAUAUUUUGUGGCUAGAACCACAAGUGAUCUCCCGCUUGACUUGAUACUACCUGUGAUUUUCCUAGUAGUUGUAUAUUUCAUGGCUGGAUUGAGAUUAAGAGCUGAAUCAUUUUUCCUGAGUGUGCUCACAGUCUUCCUCUGCAUCGUUGCAGCUCAGGGACUUGGAUUAGCAAUAGGGGCAAGCUUAAUGGACUUGAAGAAGGCCACAACUUUAGCAUCUGUAACUGUAAUGACUUUCAUGCUUGCUGGUGGCUACUUCGUCAAGAAAGUUCCGAUAUUUAUUGCUUGGAUACGUUACAUGUCAUUCAACUACCACACGUACAAGCUCCUAGUGAAGGUACAAUAUGAAGAAAUCAUGGAAAACGUAAAUGGAGAGGAAAUAGAGAGUGGGCUUAAGGAAGUGAGUGCUCUUGUUGCUAUGAUCAUUGGUUACCGUCUCUUAGCCUACAUUUCUCUUCGAAGGAUGAAGCUCCACUCUCCUACUUAA
Microthlaspi erraticum is the source of this 2220-nucleotide messenger RNA. Lineage: Eukaryota; Viridiplantae; Streptophyta; Magnoliopsida; Brassicales; Brassicaceae. The record is from the annotation of a GenBank genome assembly.